This is a messenger RNA of Vigna angularis (adzuki bean), 869 nucleotides long. Its product is annotated as ATP synthase delta chain, chloroplastic. The coding region runs from base 117 to 770 and encodes 217 amino acids. The record is from RefSeq and is a predicted model, not a curated record. Gene Ontology annotation, biological process: photosynthetic electron transport in photosystem II; photosynthetic electron transport in photosystem I; proton motive force-driven ATP synthesis. Gene Ontology annotation, cellular component: chloroplast thylakoid membrane. The transcript has a single exon. NCBI's taxonomy places the organism in Eukaryota, Viridiplantae, Streptophyta, Magnoliopsida, Fabales, Fabaceae. Gene Ontology annotation, molecular function: proton-transporting ATP synthase activity, rotational mechanism.
CCAUUAGUAUGUGUUCCUUUGUGAGACCAAGUGGCCAGAACUUAUCCUCUGCUUACCUUAUUCUCUUUUCCUAAACAAUAAAACCUAAAAACUUGUCUGUCUGAAACCCUCUUUCCAUGGAUACUCUCUCAUCAUCGGUUUCAACCCUUAAAGUUCCUCCUUUCCCAUCUUCGCCAACCCUAACAAAUCGCGAUUUCUUUCCUUUCAAAGCAACCCCUUCACGACCACAGCAACCCCAUCAUGUUUUCUCCACUUCCACACCCACUUUUCUCCCCAAAACCAAAUCUUUCUCCCACAAAUCUUCCCCUUCGCUUCCUUUCUCUCUCUCACCCCUCAAGCCCAGACCGUCGUCUUCCAUAUGCAACUCAAAUCCCGCUACUGGGUAUGCAGCAGCUCUCGUGGACGUCGCCCAAAAUAGCCAUUCCCUUCACUCUGUACACAGGGAUGUUGAGAGGCUAUUGAAACUGCUGCAAAGUGUGAAGUUUGAGUCAGCCGCGGUUGAGGAGGGAAACUUUCACAGGCACGUGGUGGCGUUGCUGAAGAUGCUGCUGAAGAGGAACAGGGUGGGGAUUGUGAAGGAGGUGCUGCAAGAGUUCGAGAGGAUCUACGACGAGCUUUGUGGAACUCAAAUGGUGCUGGUUUCGUCGAAGAAUAAGAUGGGGAAAGAUGAGCUUUUUGGGAUUGCUGAAAGCGUGCACCAGUUGAGUGGGGCGGUGAGAGUGAAGGUCAGAAACUUGGUUCAGGAGAGUGUGCCCUCUUUUGCUGCUUGAAGUGAAAAUCUCAAAUUAUUCAUUUCAUCAAUCAAAUUUACAGUUGGUUUCAUGUAAGCAUGCAUCAAUCGAAUAAGAACACCUUAUCUUCCCCAGAAA